This is a messenger RNA of Gadus chalcogrammus (walleye pollock), 4087 nucleotides long. It is a transcript of the gene slc8a2a, whose product is annotated as solute carrier family 8 member 2a. The record is from RefSeq and is a predicted model, not a curated record. Gene Ontology annotation, biological process: calcium ion import across plasma membrane; cell communication; sodium ion transmembrane transport. Gene Ontology annotation, molecular function: calcium:sodium antiporter activity. Bases 1 to 2742 code for a protein of 913 amino acids. Gene Ontology annotation, cellular component: postsynapse; axon; sarcolemma. The transcript is spliced from 11 exons. NCBI's taxonomy places the organism in Eukaryota, Metazoa, Chordata, Actinopteri, Gadiformes, Gadidae.
AUGGGGCCCCUGCCUCUCCACCCCUACCCCGUCCUCCUCUUCCUGCUCCUGACCUCCGGCCUGCUCCUGCUGCCGCAGCCCUGCGCCUCCUCCCAGUCCCGGGCGGUGGAGCGGGCCUCGGGCACGCAGCAGCCCCACACCCCCUCCACCAACACCACCCCCCCCAAGAAGUGUGCCGACAAGGUGGUGUGCCAUCCCGGCAUCCUGCUGCCGGUGUGGCUGCCCUUGGACCCGCCGAUCGGCGAGCAGGCGGGCCGGGCGGUUUUGUACUUCAGCUGCCUGCUCUACAUGUUCCUGGGGGUGUCCAUCAUCGCAGACCGCUUCAUGGCCUCCAUCGAGGUCAUCACCUCCCAGGAGAAAGAGGUGACCAUCACUAAACCCAACGGUGAAGUCCAAGUCACCACAGUACGCAUCUGGAACGAGACGGUGUCCAACCUCACCCUCAUGGCCCUGGGCUCCUCUGCCCCUGAGAUCCUUCUGUCUGUCAUAGAGGUGUGCGGCCACAACUUCAACGCCGGGGAGCUGGGUCCGAGCACCAUCGUGGGCAGCGCGGCGUUCAACAUGUUUGUGAUCCUCGGCGUGUGCGUGUUGGUCAUCCCGGAUGGGGAGUCGCGGAAGAUCAAGCACCUACGGGUGUUCUUCAUCACGGCCUUCUGGAGCAUCUUCGCCUACAUCUGGCUCUACCUCAUCCUGGCUGUCAUCUCCCCUGGGAUUGUGGAGGUGUGGGAGGCCGUGGUGACCCUGCUCUACUUCCCCGUGUGCGUGGUCCUGGCCUGGAUCGCCGACCGCCGCCUGCUGUUCUACAAGUACAUGAACAGGCGUUACCGCGCCGACAAGAGGCACGGCAUCGUGGUGCAGAUGGAGGGCGACGCCGAGCCCAACGGCAUCGACGUGGUAAUGGACGGAAAGUUCCCCGACGGAGGCGCUGGCGCUGGGAACUGCUCGAGCGUGUCCGUCUCCGUGCAGGCGGCCGGCGAGGAGGACGCCAACCGCGAGGAGGUGGUGCGCAUCCUGAAGGAGCUGAAGGAGAAGCAUCCCGACAAGGACCUGGAGCAGCUGAUCGAGAUGGCCAACUACUCGGCGCUGCUGCAGCAGAAGAAGAGCCGGGCCUUCCGCCGCAUCCAGGCCACGCGGCUGAUGAUCGGCGCGGGCAGCGUGCUCUGGAAGCACGUGCGCCACCGGCAGGCGGCGGCGGGCGGCGGCGACGGUGCCUCGUGCGCCAUCGUCUUCUUCGAGCGGGCCCAGUACCAAUGCACGGAGAACUGCGGCGCCACCAGUCUGGCGGUGGUGUGCCAGGGCGGCACGGGCCAGGACACCUUCCAGGUGGACUACUGCACCGAGAACGGCUCGGCCAACGCCGGGGCCGACUACGAGCUGGCCAAGGGCACGCUGGUGUUCAAGCCGGGGGAGACACGCAAGGAGAUUAAGGUAGGCAUCCUGGACGACGACGUGUUUGAGGAGGACGAGCACUUCUUUGUGCGUCUGCAGAACCUGAGGCUAGAGGACGGCAGCGUGAGCACACCGCCCAAGGGCCGGCUGGUGGAGCCCACGCUGGCCACGGUGACCAUCAUCGACGACGACCACGCCGGCAUCUUCACCUUCGGCCAGAGGAUGCUGCGGGUGAGCGAGAGCUCGGGCGUGGUGGCCGUGAAGGUGGUCAGGAACUCGGGCUCCAGGGGCACGGUGUGCGUGCCCUACCGCACCGAGGACGGCACGGCGCGCUCGGGCGUGGACUACGAGUCGGCCCAGGGCGAGCUGGAGUUCACCAACGAGCAGACCAGUCAGAUCAUCCAGGUACGCAUCAUUAAUGUGGCAGAAUAUGAGAAGCAGGAGACCUUCUCUGUGAUCCUGGAGGACCCCAAAUGGCUAAAAAGAGGAAUCUCAGGCAACCCCAGCCCUGAGGAGGAGGAUGCACGGAGGAUCGCUGAGAUGGGGAAACCCAUCCUGGGAGAGCACAGGCGACUUGAGGUCGUCAUAGAGGAGAACUGUAACUUUAAGAGCACUGUGGACAAGCUGCUUAAGGACACUAACCUGGCCACUGUGAUCGGCACCAACUCCUGGAAGGAACAGUUCAUUGAGGCGGUUACAGUCACUGGAGGCGAGGGGGAGGACGGAGAGGAACAGCGGAUGCCCAACUGCUUCGACUACUUCUUGCACAUAAUGACGAUUUUCUGGAAGAUUCUGUUUGCCUUCGUCCCCCCCACCGCCUACUGGAACGGCUGGGCCUGCUUCGUCAUAUCCAUCAUGGUCAUCGGCUUCCUGACGGCCAUCAUCGGAGACCUGGCCUCCCACUUUGGCUGCACUGUGGGCCUGAGGGACACGGUCACGGCCGUGGUGUUUGUGGCUCUGGGGACCUCCAUCCCUGAUACGUUUGCCAGCAAAGUAGCGGCGACCCAGGACCCCUACGCCGACGCCUCCAUCGGCAACGUGACGGGCAGCAACGCGGUCAACGUGUUCCUGGGGAUCGGCCUGGCCUGGUCCGUGGCCGCCAUCUACUGGGAGGUGAAGGGCCUGAAGUUCCACGUGGACCCCGGCUCGCUGGCCUUCUCCGUCACGCUCUUCACCAUCUUCGCCUUCCUCAUCAUCGCCGUGCUGAUGAUACGCCGGCGGCCGUCCAUAGGGGGCGAGCUGGGGGGCUCCAAGUGCGGCAAGACGCUAACGGCCCUCUUUUUCUUUGGCCUUUGGUUCCUCUACAUCCUAUUCUCCAGCCUGGAGGCCUACUGCCAUAUAACGGCUUUCUGAGGGACCGCAGAUAGAACCGGGCACAAGGCGACGAUAAACGCAAAACCCAGAGAUAUCGUUGAGAGAUAUCGUUGAUGCUGCGGUAAAACAAGGUCAAGUGCUACACAGCGAUGGGAGCUGCUUGACAACCACUGCCAUGAACUUUGAAAAAGAAAUGUCUCAAGGACACCCGCACACACCCUCGCAGAGAUUCACACAUACAGAUACACAAUCAACCAUGCAUAUGGACAACCAUAUUUGCAAGUUUCCUCCACACUAGUACUGGUGCGAUUAACAGAGGUGCUCGCUGUAGGAAAGGAAAUGACUUGCAGUGAUGAUCAUGGUUGGACUCAGCCGGGACUGCAUUCGCUAGGUCACUAAGAUUUGAGUUGACACAAAUAUGAAAUAUCUCAUUAUAAAGAAAACAAGGCUUUUUUUUGCCAUGACCAAAGGACCACUCAACAGAAGACGACUGCCCACAAUAGCUGUGGCAGGUUUUUCUUCUAACAUAAACCCCAUGGACUGAAAAGAGUUGACAGUGUGGAAGAAAGCUGCCCUAGGUUAUUCUGAAGCCUUGUUUUGACUGAUCAGAUGUCACAUUAUCCUGUUCGUUAUGCAUCGUGUCUUGGUAGCACCCAUGCUGCUAAAAUUCACCCAAUCCAAGUGGUGAUUAUUUGUACUGGUCAUCAGUGCACAGUGUUGCUGGAAUGGCACAAUUUCAAUCAUUCGUCUAAUCUAAUUUAUUUAUAAUUUAAUCAGUUGCAGCAUGGGUAUAUAUUUAUAUGCAUAAUACUUGCCAUUUAGAGUGAUUGUGUGAAAAGAGAUGAUUCGUUCACUCACUAAGUGUAAUCUGAUUAUUUAUUAAUUGAAUGUCUUUAUAAUGUAUAUGAGCUGAUAUGAAAAAAACACUAUAUUGUCGUAUUAUUACUCGGGGUCUGCAUGAUGGGGUCUGCAUGAUGGGGUCUUCAUGAUGGAACAAUGUGUCUGACUCUGCACAAGUGUGUACAUUCAUAUAUUUUGAAGGUACUAAAGCAAUGAGCCUUACUGUACAGGACACGUGUGUUAGUCAUUUUAUGCUCAUAUUAUUCUAUAAGGAAAUACAGUGAUGGACCUGCUAUGCACGCCAAUAACAUUUUUUUUGAGGAAGUCAUUGGCUUUGAUGCCUUGCCCAUUGACACACAGAUCAUACCCAAAACCUUGUAUUGACCGGAUGACAAGACAUUUAAGACUAAGUGCCCACUGCCCAAGAUCACAGAAGCCUUUCAAAAAAUGAUUUGUAGUCAUAAAAAAAUGUAACAAAUGGUAAUAAAUUCAUGCUCACUUCGUUGAAUCAAUAAAAAUUAAAAAAGGCAACAGUAAAACAAAA